This is a messenger RNA of Phyllostomus hastatus (greater spear-nosed bat), 5517 nucleotides long. Its product is annotated as zinc finger protein 420-like. The record is from RefSeq and is a predicted model, not a curated record. Bases 475 to 3204 code for a protein of 909 amino acids. NCBI's taxonomy places the organism in Eukaryota, Metazoa, Chordata, Mammalia, Chiroptera, Phyllostomidae. Gene Ontology annotation, biological process: regulation of DNA-templated transcription. The transcript has 5 exons.
CUCUCUGAACCCCUCUCUGGCUCUCCUCCCACAGUCACUGUUCCUCCACUCCUCCAGGGGUCCGGUCCUUCUCUGUAGUUCCCUCCGGGUCCCUGAUACACUGCGCUUACUUCGCCCUGCACCCCAGGUCCCCUACUAAUUCUGUCUCCCUGAAGUCGGGCCGCGGGGUCUGCUGGGAUAAGGAGCCUCGCGUCCGCCACUGGAACUAGCGGCCCUUCACACAGCUCGCUCUGAGGGGAGCCGGAAAGAGAGGACGGGCUGGUGGCGCACGGUGGUUUGGGAAAUGUAGUAGGCAAGCCAGCGCAGGCGCAGUGCGGUCGGGGUGCCCAGCGGCGGCCGUUCUCUUUCGGGAGGUAACCGCGUGGAGAGUUUGAGUUCGGACUGGACAGGGGUUUUAGAAGACUCAGCGCGGCUCUGGGUGUGGUGGCACGGGUGAAGUCUGCCUGUUCCCAGGUCACCAUAGGUGCUGGAAGGAUGUCCACCCAGCUUCCAACCAAGGGGUCCCUGGGGUCGGUGGCAUUCAGGGAUGUGAUUGUGGACUUCACCCAGGAGGAGUGGCAGCAGUUGAAGCCUGAGCAGAAGGACCUGUACAGGGAUGUGAUGAUGGAGAUCUACUGGAACUUGAUCUCACUGGACUUGGAGACUGAACGGAACAUGAAUGAAGUAGACCCAGAGGAGGAGUCUUGGGAAAACAGACCAUCCAUUGCAAUGGUGGUAGAAGGACUCAUGAAGAAUGGUGCCCAGGGUUACUCCUGUGAAAAAGUGGGAAUACAGGGUGACAGGGUGGGGCAGCAACACAGAAACACAGGGGCCUGUGUAGGGCCUUUGGACAUGUCCCAAGUGUUAGCUCCUAAGUGUUGUGAAUUUAAGACAUACAUCCACCAGAGCCAUAUGCCAGCCCCACCAAGAUUGGAAGGACCGAGAGGGCCAGGGAUGCACUGUUUUAGCAUGUGUGGGAAGAACUCAGGUACUUCAAGCCCUAGUCCUCCCUCCCAACUUUGUGCAGAGAAGAAGACAUACAAGUGUAGACACUGUAGCAAUACUUUCAGUUCAAAGUCAUCCCUGUGGAAGCACCAACAAAACCAUUCCUUAGAGAAGCCGUACGUGUGCGGGGACUGCAGCGAAUCCUUCAGCCAUAAAUCAAUCCUCAAUGUACAUCGAAGGACACACACCAGGGAAAAGCCUUACUCGUGUGGGGAUUGUGGCAAGGCCUUCAGAGAUAAUUGGAGCCUUAUCCAGCAUGAGAGGAUGCACACUGGGGAAAAGCCAUACACAUGUGGGUACUGUGACAAGGCCUUUAGUAAGAAGAGGUAUGUCGUCCUGCACGAGAAAACGCAUAGCGGGGAGAAGCCGUACAUGUGCAGGGACUGUGGCAAAGCCUUCGUCCACAAGUGGAGUCUCAUUGUGCAUCAGAGGACACACACAGGGGAGAAGCCUUAUGUGUGCGGGGACUGUGGCAAGGCCUUCAGAGAGAAAAGGCGCCUCAUUGACCAUCACAUGACACACACUGGAGAAAAGCCAUACAUUUGCGGGAAGUGUGGGAAGGCCUUCGUCAACAAAUGGUUCCUCGUCCUCCAUGAGAAGAGACACACUGGGCAGAAGCUGCACUCGUGUGGGGACUGUGGGAAAACCUUUACCCAGAAAUGGAGUCUCAAUGUGCAUCAGAGGACCCACACAGGGGAGAAGCCUUAUGUGUGUGAGGAGUGCGGCAAAGCCUUUAGAGAGAAUAGGCGUCUCAUGCAGCAUAAGAGGAUGCACACAGGGGAGAAGUUGCACACAUGUGGGGACUGUGGCAAAGCCUUCAGCCAGAACUGGAUACUCAUUGUGCAUCAGAGGUUGCACACUGGAGAGAAGCCGUAUGUCUGCAGUGAGUGUGGAAAGGCUUUCAGCAGGAAAGGUCUGCUCAUCCUGCAUCACAGGUCACACACUGGAGAGAAGCCAUAUGUGUGUGGUGACUGUGGCAAGGCCUUCAGUCAGAAAUCCACUCUCCUUGUGCAUCAAAGGACACACACAGGGGAGAAGCCAUACCUGUGUGGGUACUGCGGCAAGUCAUUUAGAGUGAAGAAGAGCCUCACUGAGCAUGAGAGGACCCACACAGGGGAGAAACCUUAUGUGUGUGGGGACUGUGGCAAGGGCUUCAGAAGGAAUAGGCGUCUCAUUGAGCAUAAGAGGGUGCACACUGGGGAGAAGCCAUAUGUGUGUGGUGACUGUGGCAAGGCCUUCAGUCAGAAAUCCAGCCUCCUUAUGCAUCAAAGGACGCACACAGGGGAGAUGCCAUACCUAUGUGGGGAGUGCGGCAAAUCAUUUAGAGUGAAGAAGAGCCUCCUUGAGCAUCAGAGGACACACACCGGGGAGAAACCUUACGUGUGCGGAGACUGUGGCAAGUCCUUCAGGCAGAAGAGUAAUAUCACCCUACACCAGAGAACGCACACCGGGGAGCUGCCAUACGUGUGUGGGGACUGCGGAAAAGCCUUCAGCCGGAAAUCAACCCUCGAUGUGCAUCAGAGGACGCACACUGGGGAGAAGCCUUACUUGUGUGGGGAUUGCGGCAAGGCCUACAGAGACAAUAGGCACCUCGUCCAGCAUCAGAGGAUACAUACUGGGGAGAAGCUGCACUCCUGCAGGGACUGUGGCAAAGCUUUCAUCUACAAACGGAGUCUCAUUGUCCAUGAGAGAAUGCACACAGGGGAGAAACCUUAUGUGUGUGUGGAGUGCGGCCAGGCCUUCAGACAGAAUCGGCGCCUUGUGGAACAUCAGAGGAUGCACACCGGGGAGAAUCUGCACUUGUGCAUGGACUGCGGCAAAGCAUUCAGCCAGAGGUCUGACUUCCUUGUGCAUCGGAGGACACACACUGGAGAGAAGCCGUAUGUUUGCGGUUACUGUGGCAAGGCCUUCAGGCAUAAGGGUAACAUCUUCCUACACCAGAGAACGCACACUGGGGAGAAGCCAUAUGGGUGCAGUUACUGUGGCAAGGCCUUCAGCCAGAAAUGCAGCCUGCUUGUGCAUGAGAGGAUGCACACGGGGGAGAAGCCAUUCAUAUGUGAGGAGUGUGGCAAGGCCUUUAGCCAGAAAUCCAGUCUCCGUGUGCAUUCAAGGACACACACUGGGGAGAAGCCAUACGUGUGUGAGUACUGUGGGAAGGCCUUCAGAGAAAAUAGGCGCCGCAUGAAGCAUCAGAACACACACACUGGGGAGAAGCCGUAGUCUGUGAAGACUGGGAAGGCCUUCAGAAAGUAUGGACACCUCAUUGAUCACCCCAGGAGACACAGCCAAGAGAAGCCAUACAUGUGGGGGAAGUGUAUGGCUUCCACGUCUAAUGGAGUUUCAGUGUGCAUCAGAUGAUGCACACGGGGGCAAAGCCUUAAGUGUGCAGUAGUGGCAAGGCCUUCAGCUAGAAAUCCAGCCUGGUUGUACAUCAAAGGACACACAGAGAGGAGAAGCCAUAGGCGUGUGUGGACUCAGCCUAGCUUGUCCUUCAGAGUGAACAAGAGCCUCAUUGAGCUUCAGAGGACACACAUUGGACAGAUGCCAUGUGUGGGCAAGGACUCCAGCCAGGCCUUCAGAGAGAAUAGGUGCCUCAUCAAGCAUCACUAGAUGCACACUAGGUAGGAGCUGAACAUAUGCAGGGAUUGUGGGAAGGCCUUCAGCAGAAUAGGAACCUCACUGAGCAUCAAAGAAUGCAGAUUUCAUCCCUGGCUGGUGUGGCUUUAUGGAUUGAGUGCUGGACUGUGAAUCAAAGGGUCUCUGGUUCAAUUCCCAGGCAGGGCACAUGUCUGGGUGUAGGCCAAGUCCCCAAUAGGGAGCACUUGAGAAGCAACCACAUACUGAUGUUUCUCUCCCUCUCUCUUUAAAAAAUAAAAAUUUUAAAAACCUAAAAAAGGGGGAGGUGGGAGCCAAUGCACCCGAAGGAGAAUGCAUACAUUUUAGGCUAGUACAGACUUGAGCAAGAACUUCUCAUUCAGGAAGCACAGACCAGUACCCACUGGGGAGCCCCCUGCCAGUGCUCCAUCUGCCAGAAGGACUUCAUGACAUGCUUAUCCUUACAGAAUCAUCUGACUAGCCCCACCUUGGAGAAUUGUGGCAAAACCUUUAUCAGGAACAUUUUGCUCCCCACCCACCAAGUGGUUUCUGUGGGAGACAAGACCUACCAGAGUGGCAAGUGCAGGAAAACCUUCAGCAGGAAUUUCUACCUCACGUGACACAUAGCAGGGAAUUGGGGGAUUUUAGAAUCCAUACCUGACUGGUAGGUGCUGAGACCAUGGGUGCUAGACUUAAUAUUGGAGCCCACAGGUGGGAUGCAAGAGAAGUCCUGAUCAGACCUGUCUUAGAAAUAUGGCUGUUGCGGGCACAUUAAGUCAUUAUCAUAUUCUUCGCCAGCAUCCGCAGGGCCAGGUGCAAAGUAAGCACCAUUCAGGUCUAGUCUCUGGAAAUGUAGCCAGGGGGCUGUGGCUCCAGACCGAGAUCCAAUAAACUGUUGUAGAAGCUUGGAUAAAACAUUUAAUGUCUCUGGUCUCCGUCUCCUGGAUAGUAAAGUGGAGGAGAGAAAGAAGGGAAGAUGUGGAGAUGGGCUCCAUGGGGGCAUCGUCACUUUGUGAUACAUGACAUGCCUGGAUCUUGUCUAGAGGUCAGGUGGUCACAUCCGUGGGUAUCCUUGUUUGCUCCAUUCCCAGCCCCCAGGUUUUCUGCAACACUAGAAGGUGCCAUAUGUUUUAUGAGGGGAAGGAAAAAAAAUUUCAGCAUGGGAACUAAAUAAUCGCAUCAGGAGACAUAGUUUCUCAUAGUGGUGUGUUAAUAGUUUUAAAAUAAAACUUAAGGGAAACCAAUGGCAUUUUAAACAGUCAUGCAAAAGGUACACAUACAGGUUGUUGGGUGCUGUUCUGCUUGGUUUCAGGAACUGUUGCCUCAGUAACAGACAAAAAGGUCCCAGGGCUAGGGCUGAGUGAAAAGGAGUUGUGGACAUGAGCCAGUAAAGAGAAUAUUUCCUCCUGGCAGGAGCACGGCCCCUAUCUCCCUCCCUUCUCCCUGUGGCCUCUGCCCAUAGCCAAUUAGCAAAUGACCUGUAAGACCCCUCAGAAGGGGAGGGGCAACCGAAGACAGGCACAGUGGCAAGAGGUCAUCAGUGAAGGACUUAGGGGUCUACAGACAAGGGGCAGAAAGAUCCUCACUUCUUGGCUUUGUCAUAGCCUGAGUCCUCAGUCUUUCUGUAAAUGUCUCCUAGUAUCUUGGCUGCUUUGCUCUCCCUGACUGACUUAGACCACCCUGGGAGGAGGGGUGGUGUGCAGGGAAUCUGGCCUGAGAAAGAAGAUACAUUGUUUCUAUUUAGGCUUGCUUUGCCCUGUUGGCUAUAAAACAUGAGCUAAAACCAACCCUCACCAGAGACUAUUCCUGUAUUCAAGGAUUAUAUCUAAGUGAUGUCAGUUUCUUAUGACUAGCUUUUUUAACAUUGGUGGAUGAACUUUAUGUGCAUACUAUGUAUCUCCGUGUGAGCUGAACUCAAUAAAAAUGCAGAUAAGGAAA